Molecule: messenger RNA, 741 nt
Organism: Eimeria tenella
Lineage: Eukaryota; Apicomplexa; Conoidasida; Eucoccidiorida; Eimeriidae
Product: glycerophosphoryl diester phosphodiesterase protein, putative
Exons: 1
Coding region: 1-741 (246 amino acids)
Biological process (GO): glycerophospholipid catabolic process
Molecular function (GO): phosphoric diester hydrolase activity
Source: RefSeq, a predicted model, not a curated record
AUGGAGUUCUACCCGGAGUUUGUUUCUUUUCCGCGCUGCUUCGGGGCCGAGAAGAUCCCGCUGCUGGAAGAAGUUUUCGAAAAGUUCCCGGGGGCCCUCAUCAACGUGGACUUGAAGGGGCCCCCCUGUGCUGCUGCAGUGGGGGCCCUUGUGGGGCUGACAGCAAAGUACGGGCGGCAGCAGCAAACAGUGUUUGCGGGCUUCGACCAGGACAAGUUGCUGCAGAUCAAGCAGCAGCUUCCUGCUGCAGUUGUGGCUGUGGGGCCCCGCCGCACUUUGCUGCUGCUGCUGCUCUACUACACCGGGCUGCUGCCCUUCUGCAGCAUUUGGGAAGAUGUCUUCGAGCUGCCGGUGUCUUACUCUUAUUUGCUGCGGGACAGUCUGCGCGCAGCAGCAGCAGCGCGGCGGCGCUGCAGCAGCAGCAGCAGCCGCUGCAGCAGGUGGCUCGCGCGGCUGGGGUGUACAGACACCGCAGCAAAGGCCCGCGCCUGGCUCUCCUUCGCACUUCUUUGUAAUCCCAGUUUUAUUUCUUCUCUCAAAAGAAGAGGACUUUUAGUUUUGGGUUGGGUUGCAAAUUCCGAAAAAGAGUUCCAAGAUGCUUUUUACAGAAUAGGCUGCCACGGGGUCAUGACCGACAGACCCAGCUGCCUCCAGGCCUGGCUUGCUGCUGCUGCUGCUGCUGCUGCUGCAGCAGCAAAGGGCCGCCCGGCGGGGGCCCCGCCCGCCCCCAAGCGAGACUGA